Messenger RNA from Zalophus californianus (California sea lion), 922 nucleotides. It is a transcript of the gene LSM1, whose product is annotated as LSM1 homolog, mRNA degradation associated. Bases 181 to 582 code for a protein of 133 amino acids. The record is from RefSeq and is a predicted model, not a curated record. Gene Ontology annotation, molecular function: RNA cap binding. Gene Ontology annotation, cellular component: P-body; Lsm1-7-Pat1 complex. NCBI's taxonomy places the organism in Eukaryota, Metazoa, Chordata, Mammalia, Carnivora, Otariidae. The transcript has 4 exons. Gene Ontology annotation, biological process: deadenylation-dependent decapping of nuclear-transcribed mRNA.
UGGGAAUAAUAUGGAGGCGUUUCCGGCAGGCCCCGGCUGCUGAAAGCCGGGGCAGACGUGCUGCUCCUGGUUCGGGUUCUUGUCCCGGUCCCGCCCAGGCGGCGACUGUGGUCGGAGAAAGGAGGUGUUGGACGCACUGGCCCACCGCCGCUGUACACUGCAGCCUUAUCUCAGCUCAAAAUGAACUAUAUGCCCGGCACCGCCAGCCUCAUAGAGGACAUCGACAAAAAGCACUUGGUCCUGCUUCGAGAUGGAAGGACGCUUAUAGGUUUUUUAAGAAGCAUUGAUCAAUUUGCUAAUUUAGUGCUACAUCAGACUGUGGAGCGUAUUCAUGUGGGCAAAAAAUACGGUGAUAUUCCUCGAGGGAUUUUUGUGGUCAGAGGAGAAAAUGUUGUCCUACUAGGAGAAAUAGACUUGGAAAAGGAGAGUGACACACCCCUCCAGCAAGUGUCUAUUGAAGAAAUCUUAGAAGAACAAAGGGUAGAACAGCAGACCAAGCUGGAAGCCGAGAAGCUGAAAGUUCAAGCGCUGAAGGAUCGCGGUCUCUCCAUUCCUCGGGCAGAUACUCUGGAUGAGUAUUAAGUCAUUUGCUCAGAGGCUAUUGCUCUUGGGGAGCAGUGCCUGUCACUGAACGAAAGUCAUACAUUUGACUAGAGACUGUAGAGUUUUGCAAAGUCCUGUUUAUUUUGAAUUCUUUCACUUGUGCAACAUGAAGAAAUCAUGUGGCUUUUUUUUUUCCUUUUUAAUGACAAAAAUCAUUGUUUAAGAAAAAAGCAGUGGCAAGGACUCCUUUCACACGGCACUGUGGAGCUGGCAACUACUUUAUAUUGCUUGUCUUGUCCCAAAUUAGCGUUCACAGGGGAGACAUUCCUCAUUUACUUGUAAAUAAAAUAAAAAUCUCAAGACUCAUUUUAUUUCCUAA